UACACAUCGUGUCCCAGUGUUGAGUGAAUUUUUCCGUCGAAAUGGCACCCAAAACCAGUGGAAAAGCUGCGAAGAAGUCUGGCAAGGCCCAGAAAAAUAUUUCCAAGUCCGACAAGAAAAAGAAGCGCAAGACCCGCAAGGAAAGCUACGCUAUUUACAUCUACAAAGUGUUGAAGCAAGUCCACCCGGAUACUGGCAUCUCUUCGAAGGCCAUGAGCAUCAUGAACAGCUUCGUCAACGAUAUCUUCGAACGCAUUGCUGCUGAGGCAUCCCGCUUGGCGCACUACAACAAGCGUUCGACGAUCACGUCCCGCGAAAUCCAAACCGCUGUUCGUCUGCUGCUGCCUGGUGAGCUUGCCAAGCACGCCGUCUCCGAAGGAACGAAGGCUGUCACAAAGUACACCAGUUCGAAGUAAGCCACUGAAAUGAUUGGCUUCUUUUCAUGAACCUCUCUCAAAUCGGUCCUUUUCAGGACCACAAACCGCAUUCAAACAAAGAAUUAUCCUUCGUUUCAUCUGCACCAGCGAAUUAGCGCUUUGAUUUCAGGGUGUCCGUCUACGUCAACGUUAUUGUUCAGUUUGUUGCGUUUGCCUGUACUAAAUGGCAUUAGUGCAGGUAAACGCAGCCAUAUCCUAAGUUUGUUUGCGAACUUUGUAUUGGAAACAAUGAUGCUGUGAUUGACAUUAAA
This is a messenger RNA of Anopheles gambiae (African malaria mosquito), 688 nucleotides long. RefSeq names its product histone H2B. Bases 42 to 416 code for a protein of 124 amino acids. Gene Ontology annotation, cellular component: nucleosome. Gene Ontology annotation, molecular function: DNA binding; protein heterodimerization activity; structural constituent of chromatin. The record is from RefSeq and is a predicted model, not a curated record. Lineage: Eukaryota; Metazoa; Arthropoda; Insecta; Diptera; Culicidae. The transcript has a single exon.